AUGGUUAAGCAAGUCGCUGGUUCCAAGGCUCUCCUGCUGGGCUCUGGCUUCGUCACCAAGCCUACCGUUGAGGUUCUCAGCAAGGCCGGUGUCCAGGUUACUGUUGCCUGCAGAACCCUUGAGAGCGCCCAGAAGCUCUGCGAAGGCUUCGAGAACACCACAGCCAUUUCCCUCGACGUCAGCGAUGACAACGCUCUCGACCAAGCUCUCUCGCAGCACGAUGUCGCCAUCUCCUUAAUCCCUUACACCUUCCAUGCCUUGGUUAUCAAGUCGGCCAUCCGUACCAAGAAGCACGUUGUCACGACCUCUUACGUCUCCCCAGCCAUGAUGGAGUUGGACGAGGAGUGCAAGAAGGCUGGUAUCACCGUCAUGAACGAGAUUGGUUUGGACCCCGGUAUCGACCACUUGUACGCUGUCAAGACCAUCUCUGAGGUCCACGCCGAGGGCGGCAAGAUCAACUCCUUCCUGUCGUACUGCGGUGGUCUCCCCGCCCCCGAAAACUCCGACAACCCCCUGGGCUACAAGUUCUCCUGGUCCAGCCGCGGCGUGCUCCUCGCCCUCCGCAACGCCGCCAAGUUCUACCAGGACGGCCAGGCCGUCUCGGUCGACGGCCCCGAGCUCAUGGCCACCGCCAAGCCCUACUUCAUCUACCCUGGCUUCGCCUUCCUCUGCUACCCCAACCGCGACUCCACCCCCUUCCGCGAGCGCUACGAGAUCCCCGAAGCCCAGACUGUCAUCCGCGGCACUUUGCGCUACCAGGGCUUCCCUGAGAUGAUUAAGUGCCUCGUCGACAUCGGCUUCCUGAGCGAUGAGGGCGCUGACUUCCUCAACGCCCCCAUCGCCUGGAAGGAGGCUACCCGCCAGAUCCUGGGCGCCACUUCGUCUGGCGAGAAGGAUCUCACCUGGGCGAUCUCGUCCAAGACCGCGUUCGCCAACAACGAGGAGCGCGACCGUAUCCUCGGCGGUCUCCGCUGGAUCGGCCUCUUCUCCGACGAGCAGAUCACUCCCCGUGGUAACCCGCUUGACACCCUGUGCGCUACUCUGGAGAGGAAGAUGCAGUACGAGCCGCACGAGCGUGACAUGGUCAUGCUGCAGCACAAGUUCGGCAUUGAGCACAAGAACGGUGAGAAGGAGACUCGUACUUCUACUCUCUGCGAGUUCGGUAUCCCUGGUGGAUACUCCGCUAUGGCUCGUACCGUUGGUAUUCCCGCUGCUGUUGCUGUUAAGCAGGUGCUUAAUGGUACUAUCAGCAAAACUGGUGUCCUCGCUCCCUCGGACAUGGAAAUCUGCGGUCCUCUCCUCAAGGCCCUCAAGGACGACUACGGCAUUGAGAUGAUCGAGAAGACCAUCUAA
This is a messenger RNA of Aspergillus chevalieri, 1353 nucleotides long. RefSeq names its product saccharopine dehydrogenase (NADP+, L-glutamate-forming) (gene lys9). Gene Ontology annotation, molecular function: saccharopine dehydrogenase activity. The coding region runs from base 1 to 1353 and encodes 450 amino acids. Lineage: Eukaryota; Fungi; Ascomycota; Eurotiomycetes; Eurotiales; Aspergillaceae. The transcript has 4 exons. The record is from RefSeq and is a predicted model, not a curated record. Gene Ontology annotation, cellular component: cytoplasm.